Molecule: messenger RNA, 2734 nt
Organism: Apis mellifera (honey bee)
Lineage: Eukaryota; Metazoa; Arthropoda; Insecta; Hymenoptera; Apidae
Gene: Gcn5
Product: K(lysine) acetyltransferase 2A
Exons: 6
Coding region: 27-2462 (811 amino acids)
Biological process (GO): chromatin remodeling; positive regulation of transcription by RNA polymerase II
Cellular component (GO): histone acetyltransferase complex; nucleus
Molecular function (GO): protein binding; histone H3 acetyltransferase activity
Source: RefSeq, a predicted model, not a curated record
UCUUUUAUACUUAUUUAUGCAAAAAUAUGACAACAGAAGAAGGAAAUCGUAACUUAACAUUACAAUCAUUAGAAGAAAAUGGUGUAACUAGUACAUCACAACAUGCAGGAAAUAGUAGAGAACCAAAUACUGCCAGAUCUCAGGAACAAAGUAGCCGACAAAAUAAUCUGCAAAGAAUACAACAAAGAAAGCAACAAAUGUUAAAUUUACCACAAAUGAAAAAAAUAUUAAAAAUUGCAACAUAUAGUGUAUGUAAAGUUGAUGAUUGCAAGUGUAUUGGAUGGAAGAAUUCUCAAAUAAUAACUAAAUCUAAAAAUGAUUCACAACAACCUGUUAUAAAUUUUUUUGAUCCUUGUAAAAGUUGUAAACAUGUUUUAGAAAAUCACGUUUCACAUUUAACUAAUCAAUCAGAAGAAGAAAUCAAUAAAUUAUUAUGUAUGGUCAUAGAUGCUGAUAAUAUUUUUCUAGGAUUACAAAAAGAAGAAGAUCCUGAUACAAAAAAGGUUUAUUUCUAUUUAUAUAAACUUUUGAGAAAAUGUAUACAAUCUAUGACUAAACCUGUAAUAGAAGGUCCUUUAGGACAACCACCUUUUGAACGACCUAGUAUUGCAAAAGCAGUAAUGAAUUUUGUUGCUUACAAAUAUGGUCAUUUACCACAAAGAGAUAUGCAAGCUAUGUGUGAUAUGGCAAAGAUGUUUUUACAUUGCUUAAAUCAUUGGAACUUUGAUCCUCUUAGUGCUAGGAGAGGUACAAUCAGUGCAGAGGAAGCUCCUGCAUAUAAAAUCAAUCAUACUCGUUGGCUUGUGUUCUGUCAUAUACCGGCAUUUUGUGACUCAUUACCUCAUUAUGAUACAUCUCUAGUUUUUGGACGAACAUUUGUUCAGGCUGUUUUUAAGCCUGUUUCUAGACAAUUAUUAGAUAAAUGUCAUAGUGAGCGAGAUAAAUUGGCACCAGAAAAAAGAGUAAUAGUAUUAACACAUUUUCCUAAAUUCUUAUCAAUGUUAGAAACAGAAAUUUAUUCUGAUAAUUCACCAAUUUGGGAUCCUGAUUAUAAACAAAUACCUCCUACUUAUUUACAAUCUGCUUUGGAAUCAAAAGCAAAUCAAACAAGAAGAACAGGUGAAUUUGAAAAAGUCACUGUUCCACCAAAUGAUAAAGAUAAUUAUACAACAAUUAAUAUAAGUCCUGGUAUAAAAAAGAUUCACGAAAAAAGAUCACAUUCUGAAGGUCGUUCAGAUGUAAAAAGAAGAAAAAAUGAAGAAAUUUUUGAAGAUUUAUCAGAAGAAACAGUUGCUGAAAUUGUUGCAACCAUUAAUGAUCCUAAUUAUAUGUGUGGACCUGAUGCAGUAUUUCCACCAAAUCCUCCACGAGAUGAAACUGCUAAAAUUGAAGAAAGCAGAAAGAUUAUAGAAUUUCAUGUAGUUGGAAACAGUUUAACACAACCAGUUUCUAAGCAAUCAAUGCUUUUGUUAAUUGGAUUACAUAAUGUAUUUAGCCAUCAAUUACCUAAAAUGCCAAAAGAAUAUAUAUCUCAAUUAGUUUUUGACCCAAAGCAUAAAACAUUAGUCCUAAUAAAAGAUGGUCGACCAAUUGGUGGUAUCUGUUUUCGAAUGUUUCCCACUCAAGGUUUUACAGAAAUAGUAUUUUGUGCUCUUACCAGUGAAGAACAAGUUAAAGGCUAUGGUACACACUUAAUGAACAUGCUUAAAGAUUAUCAUACAAAAAAUAAUAUAUUACAUUUUCUUACAUUUGCGGAUGAAUUUGCAAUUGGAUAUUUCAAAAAACAAGGAUUUAGUAAAGAUAUAAAAUUAUCUCGAUCGAUAUAUCAAGGAUAUAUUAAGGAUUAUGAGGGUGCAACAUUAAUGCAUUGUGAAUUAAAUGCAAAAAUUAUAUAUACUGAAUUCACGACUGUUAUACGAAAACAAAAAGAAAUUAUUAAAAAGCUAAUUCAUCAAAGACAACAGGAAAUACAAAAAGUCCAUCCUGGUUUAACAUGUUUCAAAGAAGGUGUUAGAGGAAUUCCAGUAGAGUCUAUUCCUGGUAUUUGUGAAACUGGUUGGAAAAAUUAUGCUCAGACAAGAACAAGAGGAGUGGCUAAAGGAACUCAAGGACCAGAACCAAUGGAAGCAUGCUUAGAUAUCACAGAUUCUUUAUAUAAUGCAUUAAAAAAUGUUUUAAAUAGUGUAAAAAACCACAGUACAGCAUGGCCAUUUUUAAAGCCUGUGGAUAAAAAUGAUGUGCCAGAUUAUUAUGAUCAUAUUAUAUAUCCAAUGGAUCUCAAAACUAUGACUGAACGAUUAAAAGCUAGAUAUUAUGUUACAAGAAGAUUAUUUAUUGCAGAUAUGACAAGAAUUUUUACUAAUUGUCGUUUAUAUAACACUCCUGAUACUGAAUAUUAUCGAUGUGCUAAUGCUUUAGAAAAAUAUUUCCAAACAAGAAUGAAAGAAAUUGGAUAUCUUUAGGAUAAAUAAAAAAUUCCAAAAGAAACGAUUAAAAAUAGAAUAUACAACUAAUUCAAAUUAGAUACUUAAUUUCACGGCCUAAUUAUGAGGAUUAGUCGAACAGUUAAUUAAGGAAUGUAAUACACCGAUUAUAACGAGAUUCUGCAUAGCGAUUAUUCUAUGGAACAGUGAAUCUCUAAAAUGCGUUAAUUCUGGAAGACUUAGUAAACUGAAAUUUCCAUUUUCUAUAAAUAUAAUUAACUAAAAUAAAAUAAAAUUAAAAUAAAAAUAAA